Panthera uncia (snow leopard) is the source of this 8120-nucleotide messenger RNA. Its product is annotated as zinc finger protein 773-like. The transcript is spliced from 4 exons. Gene Ontology annotation, biological process: regulation of DNA-templated transcription. The record is from RefSeq and is a predicted model, not a curated record. The coding region runs from base 208 to 1563 and encodes 451 amino acids. NCBI's taxonomy places the organism in Eukaryota, Metazoa, Chordata, Mammalia, Carnivora, Felidae.
UUCGGGGUGUCUAGGGCCGCUUGGUCUGAUCUGAGGCUCCCGGAGGCUGCCCUGGGGCUGGGGCAACGGGAGCGGGAAGCCGCGAGAGGAGGCCGGUCCGAGGCUCGCCAGCUGAGUCCGGGGGUGACCCCGAUUCUGGAUCGGGGUCGGGGGUGCGCGGGGCCCGUGCUGGUCCUCCUCUCUGGACGCCGUUCCGCCCAGAGUCCGAUGGCGGCGGCCGCGCGGAGGGGCCCGGCUCCGGGCUGUGUGACCUUUGAGGACGUGGCUGUCCGCUUCUCCUGGGAAGAGUGGGGUCUCCUUGAUGAAGCCCAGAGACUCUUGUACCGUGAUGUGAUGCUGGAGAACUUUGCACUGAUGGCCUCUCUGGGACUCGCGUCUUCCAGGACUCAUGAAAUUACCCAGUUGGAGUGGUGGAGACAGCCCUCCUUGCUUCCCUGUGGAGUCAUGACUGCAGCCAUGCCAAGAGGUUUGUGGUGUAGAGCAGAGGUCGAGGAAGCGCCUUCUGGGCAGAGCGUUUAUGUAGAAGGAGUGUUCAGAGCAAAACUUCAACAGCAGAAGCCGCACUGUGGAGAGAGAUCUUUAAGGAGAGAAGAGGGCAGGGAGGGUGGGAAGGACUUCCCAGUUAGUGCUGGUUUUCUUAACCAUCAGGUGACCCACAGUGGAGGGAAGCCACAUAGGAGCACCGAAGGUGGGGAGGCCUUCCAGCCUGGAAAAAGGCAUUAUGAAUGCAGUGAAUGUGGGAAAGCCUUUGGUCAGAAAUACUUACUUGUUCAGCACCAGAGACUACAUACUGGAGAAAAGCCUUAUGAAUGCAGUGAAUGCGGGAAGUUAUUUAGCCAUAAAUCAAACCUUUUUAUACACCAAAUAGUUCACACUGGAGAAAGGCCUUACGGGUGUAGGGAGUGUGGAAAAUCCUUUAGCCGCAAUGCCGACCUCAUUCAACACCAGAGAGUCCACACUGGAGAAAAGCCUUUUACAUGCAGUGAAUGUGGAAAAGCCUUCAGGCAUAAUUCCACGCUGGUUCAGCAUCACAGGAUCCACACUGGAGUGAGGCCUUAUGAGUGCAGCCAAUGUGGGAAAUUCUUUAGCUUUAACUCAAGCCUCAUGAAACACCAGAGAGUUCACACUGGAGAAAGACCUUAUAAGUGCAGUGAAUGCGGGAAAUUCUAUAGCCACAAGUCAAGCCUUAUUAAUCACUGGAGGGUUCACACUGGAGAAAGGCCUUACGAGUGCAGCGAAUGUGGGAAAUUUUUUAGCCAAAGCUCUAGCCUCAUGCAACAUCGAAAAGUUCACACUGGAGAGAAGCCUUUUAAGUGCAACGAAUGUGGGAGAUUCUUUAGUGAGAAUUCCAGCCUUGUUAAACACCAGAGGGUUCACACUGGAGUGAGACCUUACGAGUGCAGGGAAUGUGGGAAGUUUUUUCGCCACAGCUCCAGCCUUGUUAAACACCGGAGGAUUCACACUGGAGAAAUGCCUUAUGAGUGCAGUAAUUGUGGGAAAUCCUUUAGCCAGCGUUUCAACCUCAUUCAACACCAGAAAGUUCACAGUGGAGAAAGGUCUUGAAUGCAACUAAUGUGGAAAAGCCUUUUACCAAAGGUCUGCUCUGAUUCAGCAGUGGAAGCUUCAGUCCAGAUAGGCUGAUGCAUACAGUCAGUGUGAAGAGUCUUUUGGCUUCAGCCACAGACUUAACCUUGUUGGGCAUCAGAAUGUUCACACUGGAGAGAAGCUUUAGGAGUGCAGUGCACGUGUGGUCUCACGGGCAUCCUAACUUCAGACAGAGGAGCUCUGCACGUAGCCUUCGUGAGGGAGCCACAGUGGAACAUCACUCAUCCAGCUAUGCUGACAUACUGCCUCCUGAGAAGGUCGGCCUCUGCCUCGGAGCUCCAGGAAGAGGGAUUCCCGUGUUCCUGGAUGUAUCCAUUUGGAGCAGAGUUCUACCUCUGUCACUGGAAUGGGGAGAGGUAAAGGUCUUGGUUCAGAUGUGACUGGCUCUUGCUGUUCUUACUGAAUAUUAGGUGUUCUGGAGGAAAUGUUUCCUUGUUUGCAGUAUACCCUUAGGAUCAUUUCCAGAGACUUUAAGUUGUGUUUUUAUAAUUUUCCCCAAUUUUAAUAAGCAGGCCCACAAAGUUCCUCACACUGUCGUGCAGGAAGUUGAUCUAUUUAACUCUGUAAGAACUUGCCAAGUUGUGUUCUAGAUAGUUGUGACAUUUCAUAUUUCCUCCUAGAGUAUAUUCGAUUUCCAGUUUCUUCACAUUAUUGCUGACCUUUGUGUGUAAGACACAGGCCCUUUAUUCAUUUCAGCCACUCUAGUAGGUGUGUGGUUUUACCUUGCAUCUCCAUAGUGAGUCAGUGUUGAGCAUUAUUCUCUGUGUUUAUCUGCCACCCAUGUGUCUUCCUUAGGGAAUUGUCUGUGGUUUUUUGCCUACUUUUAGAAAAAUUGAUUGGUGUCUUACUAUUUUGUGAUUUGAUAUAUUCUACAUAGAUAGAAGUUCCUUAUUUGGUAUAUCUUUACCAGUGUUUUCUCACAGUCUGUGCCUUUGAUUUUCAUUUCUUAAAAGUCUCUUCCCUAGGGCAGAAUUUGUUAAUUUUCAUGAAGUUCAAUUUAUUUGUUAGUGACUGCACGUUUGGUAUUCUCUUCUUUUUCUUUUAUGGUACUAUAUCUUGUCUGUAAAUAAAAGUCUUUCUGAGUAUACUGGAGUCUUAUCAGUCUUUAUCCAAUCUUGUGAAAUCUUUGUAGGUUUAAAUGUAGAUGAAGAAUUCAAUGUAUGUAGAUGUACCUGUGUACAUAACCCCUAUCUCUUCUCGGCCUAGAAAGCAGUGGCACUGCAGUAGACAUCAGCAUAUUUAGUGGCCAAUUAUUGUCUUGUAAAUGUAAUUUUUCAAUAAAAAAAACCCACACUCGGAAAAGAGGCUAUGUUCAGGUUGGCGGCAGGAAAGGUACAUGAGCCUAGGAAAUAUUCUUCAAUUAGCCAAGAAAUGCUCACAGAAUGAUGUUGAUGUAUUAGCUUUCCAUUGCUGUCCUAACACAUCACCACAGACCUAUGGCUUAAACCACACAAAUUAUUUAUAGCACUGUGGGUUGUAAGUCCUACCCAGGACCUACACAGGACAGGUCUCAAUGGGCUAAAAUCAAGGUGUUGGCAGGGAAUGUGUUCUUUUCUGGAGGCUCUAAAACAGAUUGUUUCCUACUCUUUUGAGUUGUUGGACAGUUUAAGUUCCUUGUGGUUGUAGGACUCCUGUCCCUGUUUUCUAUGUAGCUGUCAGCUUAGGGUCAGCCCUGGAACAUUUUAGAACUUUUACAGCAUAUGUAAAGCUGAAACAAUACCAAUUGUGCACAAGUCUUCCAAAACAAGGUUCAUACAUUUCCCAACUAAUUAAGUGAACCCAAUAAUAACAUGAUACUACAUAUGGAGAAUAGUAUUAAGACAAAUUACAGAGCAAUACCCACAUUAACAUAGAUACAGCAAAACCUUAACAAAAAUAUUUUGGGGGUUGGGGAGAGGAUGAUGUGGCAGAGUAGGAGGACUGUAGGCUUGCCUUGUCCCAUGAAUACAAAUAAAUAUCAAAUCAUCCUAAAUACUCCAGAAAUCAACUUAAAGACUGGCAGGCAGAACAAACUCCACAACUGAAGGUAGAGAAGAGGCCACAUCAAAGAAGGUAGGAAGUGUGGAGAUGUGGUCUGGGAGAGAAAUGGAUCGUGGCUGACAUUUGUGGGGAGAGAGCCAUGGUCACAGAGAAGGGCAAGAGACAGACUAGCACAUGGGAAAGCAUGGGGAAAAUGAAUCCCCAUAGCAAUUAGCUUGGAAAGCAAGAGGGGCCAAAUUUCAUGAGUACUUGCAUCCAGUAGGGCUUAAAGCCUGGAGUUCUAAAAGUCAGCAGGAUCACAUAGAGACACGAGGCCUUGGGGCUGCUUUUGGAGAGAAGGCAGAGCAAACAGCCUGUGGACAGUAAUCCGAAGAAUGCCUGGGGCACAGAGUGGGGAGGUUAUUUGCUCAUCUUGUAGUGUGUCCCAAAGAGGCAGAAUUCAUGGAGAGAUCCCUGCAGGAACAAAGGAACUGGUAGAUGCCAUUUCCCUCCCCCACCCCUUGACAUAAACACAGGGACACCUGCGAGAACCAGCAUAGCACAGACACUUGCUCACUUGCUGCCUAACUUGUUUACACCAAGCUCAGCACCCUCCAUGGUCUGGUAGAACUACCCUUCCUAGUCAUGAUUGCCUUAAUCCUAGUGGAGUGGGCCCCCUCCCUCAGAAGACUGGCCCACAUACCUGCCAAUACUGCACCUCCCAACCUGGGAAUUUUGCAGGGCCUCCGUUCCAGUGACAGUGGCGACAGGUCUUAUUUCACAGGCAGACGAGAGCACAUCUAGUUAAAAUGUGCUACAUUCAGGCCAAGGAUAAAACAUUACCCACAACAGGCAAAUAAUCUGCAGACGACUAGCUGGAAGGAUAAAGCACCCAAGAGAGAACAGCAGAACACAUACAGCACAUAUGAUGAACACUCGGAAGUACCAGGCCCUGGGGGAAAGGGGGACACUAUGCAGCAGGGCACUACAAGACCUCUUACUUAUAAGGCCCUCAAGAGCAGGAGACCUAGUCGACUUUCCUAACAAACAGAAAUAGGCACAGAGACCUAAAAUGAGAAGAGGUACCAAAUGGAACAGGAUGAGGCCACAGACAGAGAUCUAAAUGAAACAGAUAUAAGUAACAUGUCUGAUGGAGUAUUUAAAGCAAUGAUCAUAAGGAUACUCACUGGACUUGAGAAAAGAGUGGAAGACAUCAGUGAAACCCUUAAUACAUGGAUAAAAAAAAAUCAUCAGAAAUGAAGAGUGCAAUAAAUGAGAUUAGAAACAUGCUUAAUGCAAUGAACAGCAGGCUGGAAGAAGCAGAAGAAGGAAUUGACCACCUAGAAGAGUAAUGGAAAGUAAUCAAGAUGGACAAAAGAGGAAAAAAAAAUAUGCAAAAUAAGAAUAAACUUAGGGAACUCAGUGACUCCAUCAAAUGUAUUAACAUUUGCAUGGGAGGAGGAGGAGAAAGGAGAAAAGGGGGCAGAAAAAUUAUUUGAAGAGAAUAAGGCCAUAUAUGACAAGCCCACUGCUAUCAUACUUAACAGUGAAAGCUGAAAGCUUUUCCUUUAAUGUCAGGAAAAAGAACACCCACUCUCACCACUUUUAUUCAACAUAGCAUUGUAAAUCCCAGCCAGAGCUAUCAGACAGGAAAAAGAAGUAAAAAGCAUCUAACUUACAAAGGAAGAAAUAAAACUGUCACUAUUUGCUGACAACAUGAUUUUAUAUAUAAAAAAAAUCCUGAGGGGCACCUGAGUGGCUCAGUUGGUUAAGUAUCUGACUUUGGCUUGGGUCAUGAGCUCACGGUUCAUUAAUUUGGGCCCUGCAGUGGGCUUUCUGCUAUUAGCACAGAACCUCCUUCAGAUCCUCUGUCCUCCCUCCCUUUCUGCCCCUCCCCUGCUCACAUGUGGGGUCUCUCUCUCUCUCUCUCUCUCUCAAAAAUAAACAUUUUAAAUCCUGAAAACUCCAUCCAAAAAAAAAAACAAAAAACCUGUUAGAAUAAACAAAUUCAAAUUUGUUAAAGUUCAGCAAAGCACAAAAUCAAUAUACAAAAAGGUCGUGUUUUUAUACACUAAUAACAAAUAGAAGGAAAUUUAAAAAGCAAUUCCAUUUAUAAUUGCAUCAAAAAUAAUAAAAUACCUAGGAAUAAACUUAACCAAGGCAGUAAAAGACCUAUAUACACUGAUUACUAUAUAGGACUUUGAUGAAAGAUGAAAGAAGACAUAAGUAAAUGGAAAGAUAUUCUGUGCUCAUGGAUUGGAAGAAAUAAUGCUGUUAAACUGUUCAUAUUACCCAAAGCAAUCUACAGAUUCAAUGCAAUCCCUAUCAACAUUUCAAUGGCAUUUUCCACAGAAUUAGAACAAUCCUAAAAUGUGUACAGAGCCACAAAACAUCCCAAAUAGCCAAAGCAAUCUUGAGAAAGAAGAACAAAGCUGGAGGCAUCAUGCUCCCUGAUACCAGACUAUUACAAAGCCAUAAGUAAUCAAAACAGUAUCAGGGGGCAUAAAAACAGACACAUAGAUCAAUGGAAGAGAACAGAGGCCAGAAAUAAACCCACAUACACAUGGUGAAUUAAUUCACAACAAAGGAGCCAAAGAGAUUGAAAAAAAUAUCUUCAAUAGUGUUGGGAAAACUGAACAGCCACAUGCAAAAGAGUAAAACUGGAUCACUACCUUACAUGAUACAUAAAAAAUAACUCAAAAUGGAUUAAAGACUUGGCCGUAAUACCUGAAACCAUAAAUCUAGAAGAAAACGUAUGUGGCAAGCUCCUUGACAUCAGUCUUGAUAAUGAUUAUUUGGACCAGACUCCAAAAGCGAGAGAACAAAGGCAAAAAUAAACAGGUGCAACUGCGUAAAACAAAGACGCUUCUGCACAGCAAAGGCAAGCAUCGACUCAAGUGAAAAGGCCAUCUACUAAAUGGGAGAAGAUAUUUGCAAAUCGUAUUUUUUAGUAUGGAAAAUACAUAAAGGACCCCUACGAGUCAACAAUGAAAAAGAAACCAAACAAUCCAGUUAAAAAAAGGGCAGAUGUGAAUAGACAUUUUCCCAAAGAAGACAUACAGGCUCAACAUCACUCAUCAUCAGGGGCAAGGAAACGCAAAUUAAAACCACAAUGAGCUAUUCCUUCUCACCUGACAGAAUGGCUGUUAUAAAAAAGACAAGAAAUAACAAGUGUUGGUGAGAAUAUGGAGAAAAGGAAAUCCUUAUGCACUGCUGGCAGGAAUAUAAAUUGGUACAACCACUAUGGAAAACAGUAUAGAAGUUCCUCAAAAAUUAAAAAUGGAUUCACCAUAUAAUCCAGCAAUUCCACUUCUAUUUAUCUGAAGAAAAUGAAAACACCAAUUUGAAAAGAUACAUGCAACCCUAUGUUCAUGGAAGCAUUUACAAUAAUGAAGACGUGGAAACAAACUGUGUCCAUUGAUGGAUGAACGGAUAAAGAUGUGGUGUGUAUACACAAUGGAAUACUAUUCAGCUAUAAAAAAGAAGGAAAGCUUGCCAUUUGCAACAACAUGGAUAGACCCUGAGUGUAUAAUGCUAAGUGAAAUAAAUCAUGAAGACAAAUCUGUAUGUAUGAUCUCACUUAUAUGUGGAAUUAAAAAAAAUGAACUCAUAAAUACAUAAAUUAGUGCUUGCUAGAGGUGGGGGUUGAGAGGGUAGGCAAAUGGAUAAAGAGAGUCAAAAGGUACAAUCCUCCAAUUAUAAAAUAAAUCAUGAGGAUGUAAGGUACUGCAUGGUGACCACAGUUAACACUGUAUUACAUAUUUGAAAGGUGCUAAGAGUAUAUCUUAAAAGUUUUCAUCACAAGAAAAAAAUGUUCUGUAACUGAAUGGUGAAGGAUGUUUAUUAGACUUCCUGUGUUGAACAUUUUUCAGUAUAUACAAAUAUAAAAUCAUUAUGUUGCACACCUGAAAUUAACUUGUGUCAAUUAUAUCCCAAUAAAGAAUAAGGUUGUAAUUACUCAUUGGUAAUGAUUGUCUACUCUGAAAAAGAAAAAAUAAAAGCAAUUAUAGUUAAGCAAAAUCAGCAAGCUUACUUAUACAUAUAUAAUGUUAACUCAUUUCGAUACAGAAAAUUCUGUAUAACAGAAACAAAAACUUUAAAAAUGUAUUUAAAAUAAAAUAUGCCAUUUAAAAUAGCAAAAUAUGAAGAAUUAGGAGUAAUCAGACAAAAACAUGACUAUGACCUUCAAAUAUUCUCACUAAGUCAUAGCGUACUUGCUUAAGGUUUAUAAUACAUGAUUUGUAUCUGUGCAAUUAUCUAAUUGUUUGCUUUGCUUAAGGUUGGCUGUCACCCAAAUAAAACUUUCUCCACAUCAGGAACUGUGCUUUCCAUGUGUCACACUAUCCUGUUCACUAGUGUGCAAUACUAAGAUAUUUAAAAAAUGAAGUGAUUUUGAGAAGGUACCAAAAAAAAAAAAAAAAAAAGCCAACACACCACUUACAUCAAAACUUCAUGAGGACAAGAAACAAAACAAUGACAGAAGUAGAGACCUAAUUAACACAGGUGAAUGAAAUCAGUAGUAAUAAAAUAUAUGGCAAAUCCCAUCCAGGAAAAAG